AUGCCCGACACCUCAGCGCCCACCGUUUUUGCCAACACCGUACUGGUGUCUUGGGAAGCGGGCCAAGUUCCCACACUGCAGACCAUUGGGGUUCCAGACCAGCCACGCAAGAAGCGCGCCCAUUGCAAAAGCCGGCGUGGGUGCCUGGCAUGCAAGCGUCGCAGAGUCAAGUGUGACGAACGUCUCCCAUGCUCCAGCUGCGUCAAGCGGAACAUCCAAUGCGUGCAGCCAUUGCACCAAUAUGACGUCUCCCCAGGCCUCUCCGCGACCAGCGCUCGCUUUGAGAUAGACCCAAAUCCCCAGAUUAGUCUAUUGCAUCUCGAGCUAUUCAAUCACUGGGAUAAGGAAACCCGUUCGACGCUUACGUUUCCUCAAGUCUGGCCCGUCGUCACGCAGCGAGCAUUUCAUGAAGAUUUCAUCAUGUCUGCCAUCCUAAGUGUUGCUGGUAUGCACCUCGCAACCCUUUGUCCGCAGAGCAGCAAAUACUCUCACGCAGCAAUGCAACUAAUGGCCAAGGCGAUACGGCUCUUUCGCCAAAAUCUAUCUCGCCCCUUCACCAAAGACCACUGCGAGGCGCUCAUGGGAACGGCCCUUCUCAUAAACUACAUGUCGUGGGUUGACCUGGGAUUCUUGGACGGCGGAACCACUUCCGGUUCGGAUAGUUUGAAUCUCGUCCAGGACCAGUUAUUCCUCCUCAGCUCCGGUAUUCUCCAGGUUUGGUUUCAAGCCAUGCCCAUCUUUAUUGACGAGGGAAGCGUCUUUACCCAGAUUGUAUAUGAAAACCCAAGGCUCGAUAUUGAAGACGCUCUCGUAAAAAUCGGCGAGGACCCAGCUCGCUUCGUAAAGCCAUUCAUGACAAUCUGGGAUGAUCCUCACUACCAGACCUUGAGUUGCAAAAGCACAGAAACCGUUCACUCUGGCGCUACAUUCUAUGCUUGGCGUCUUCUUCUUGGCAUACAAUCUGAACUUACAUGUCGAAAUUCCUUGCCGCCAGCAUCAGCGUCAACAGCACAGGGACAUGGUGAAAAGCAGAAAUUAAGAUCUCUCAGAGAUACAGUCACAAGAAUUACUACCAAAUAUAUCUCUGCCAGCCAUCCGGUUACCUCAGUCGCACCAUCAUCACAAUCGGAUCGCUCCGCAUUUGAAAGAGUUAUCCGCUGCAUGUCGCCUCUCUUGUGCUGCGCGUCUCUCAACUCGACGGCAGAUUCGGCAGCACAUGCUAGCACCAAGGCUCUCGAAGCGAAUAUUGAGCAAUUGUUCUAUGGGUUUCCGAUUCUGUGCUGCGGGCCCUUUGCCAGGUUGAUAACGACAGGAGAUUCGCGAGCCCUCGUCUUUCUUUUCCACUUUUAUCACGCUGCACGAAGAUUGCUGGCGCCUAAAAGGUGCUGGUGGGCGUCUGUGAGAAGCUCCGUCAUGGAGGAGCUUAUACUCAAGGAGCUAGACUGCCGCGGGCUUGAUGUAUCUCUGCACAUUGAGUAG
Molecule: messenger RNA, 1479 nt
Organism: Metarhizium brunneum ARSEF 3297
Lineage: Eukaryota; Fungi; Ascomycota; Sordariomycetes; Hypocreales; Clavicipitaceae
Biological process (GO): regulation of transcription by RNA polymerase II
Molecular function (GO): DNA-binding transcription factor activity, RNA polymerase II-specific; zinc ion binding
Source: RefSeq, a predicted model, not a curated record